Molecule: messenger RNA, 879 nt
Organism: Mus musculus (house mouse)
Lineage: Eukaryota; Metazoa; Chordata; Mammalia; Rodentia; Muridae
Gene: Ssxb1
Product: SSX member B1
Exons: 8
Coding region: 182-694 (170 amino acids)
Biological process (GO): regulation of DNA-templated transcription
Cellular component (GO): nucleus
Source: RefSeq, marked validated
AGUUACCUGAGGAAUUCAAAGGGUUUGGCUGCCCUGGUUGCUGAGUCUCUAGCAACAGCUGAAUCAAGGUGCAUAUUUGGGUCUCUUCUUGGAUAAACACUCCUUUGUCCCUUCCUGUCUGAGGGCAUUUGGUUUUGUGCUUGAAGAAGACAAGAUUGUGUCUUUUCAAAAUCACACUGACAUGGAAACAGUGAGUUCCUGUGAAAAGGUCCCCAUGGAAGUGCUUUAUGAACCAAAGAAUAUCUGCAAGGCAUUCCAGGAUAUUUCUACAUACUUCUCUGAUGAAGAGUGGGGAAAGCUGACUCAAUGGCAGAAAAGUGCCUACGUGUACAUGAAAAGAAACUACAUCAGAAUGACUGACCUAGGGGUCACCGUGAACCAACCAGUUUUCAUGCGCGGCAAGGAGCAGGCCAAGCAAUCCCUGGUCGAAGGCAUUGAAGUUCAUGACAGUGAAGAUGAAUGCUUUGAAGGAUCUUUUGGUGUGACACCGAUAAAACGAAUGAAGCUGACAUCAGUGACAAUAAGUUUUCAUAAUGUAGAAGGAAGCCUUGCAUCUGGAGAGAAUGAUUGCAACUUGGCAGAAACUGGUGGCAUUCAGGUCAAUGUUUGGAGCCACCGGCUGCGAGAGAGGAAGUAUCGAGUGAUAUAUUCAGAGAUUAGUGAUACUGAAGAGGAAGAAGAUGAUGAUUACUGAACUGACAGUCUAAAUGAGCCCACAGUGGAAGAAGGAUGGAGUGGCGACUCAACAUCACAGCUACAGCUUUGAAAGACUAAAUAUCAGCACUAUAGAUACAUACAUUUAUUUAUAUAUUUAUUGAUGAUAUACACUUAUACCUAUAUUCAUUUAUUUAUAAAAGUCUACUGGAAUUCUGAGUUAAA